Leptonychotes weddellii (Weddell seal) is the source of this 9475-nucleotide messenger RNA. NCBI's taxonomy places the organism in Eukaryota, Metazoa, Chordata, Mammalia, Carnivora, Phocidae. The record is from RefSeq and is a predicted model, not a curated record.
AUGGCGAGGCGGCCGCCGUGGUGGAGUCUCAGGGGGCCGACGACCCCACUACUCCUGCUCCUUCUCCUCCUCUCUUUGUUCCCUCUCAGCCGGGAGGAGCUGGGGGUCGACGGGGGCCAAGGCUGGGACCCAGGGGUAGCUGCCGCUACGGGGCCAGGGGCGCGGACCGGUGGCAGAGCCUUAGCUCUUUGUCCCGAGACGCCCGGGGUCCAGGAGGAUGGAGAGCCUGAUCUGGGAGUCAGGGAGCCUGUCUUCAUGGGGCUCCGAGGGGGAAGGCAAAGCGCCCAGAGUGGUCGAGGGCCCCCUGAGCAGCCGAACGCGGGGCUGGGGGGUAAAUAUGGGGUCCAGGCAUUAGACAGCCGCGGGCGAGAAACAGGACAGGGACCAGGGUCUCUGCUAUGCUGGCGCGCAGAGGUCUCCUCUUGCGGGCAGACAGGACCCUUGCGAAGAGAUAGUCUGUCUCCAGAGGCUCUGUCCCCAGGGGUCCCGAGCCUGGAGAACAGCUCGCCCUUCCCUUCCGACCUUCUGGUACGGCCCCGUGGUUACAAGUCGGUGUCCUCCCAGAGGAAUGCUGGGAGAGGCAACCCCAAAAAAGUGGGAACCAUGCGCUGCUGCGGGGAAUUGUGGGCGCCGAGGCGCAGGGGUCAGGGCGAGAGAACUGCGACAUCUCGAGCGGAGAGGACAGCUCCCCAGCCGGACUGUUCCCCCAGGGCUGUGGGAUCUGGCCCUGGGCUGGAUUCAGCACCGCGCAUAGAGAGGACAGCUCCCGCGUCUGGUUCAGCACCACGCAAGUCUCGGACAGCUCCCGAGCCUACGCCCGAGCGCAUGCGCUCGCGUGGUCUCUUCCGCCGCCGCUUCCUCCGGCAGCGCCGCGGGCCGCGCCCCCCGGGGGUCCCGGCUCGGCCAAGAGUCUGGAGAAUACCCCCAGCAAGCAGGGUCCGCCCCCGUCGCGCCGCGAACCGCCACCCGCAGUUUCCGCAGUACAACUAUCAGGCGCUAGUGCCCGAGAACGAGGCGGCGGGCACCGCGGUGCUACGCGUAGUGGCGCAGGACCCGGACGCAGGCGAGGCCGGGCGCCUAGUUUACUCGCUGGCUGCGCUCAUGAACAGCCGCUCGCUGGAGCUGUUCAGCAUUGACCCACUGAGCGGCCUCAUCCGCACAGAGGCUGCUCUGGACCGCGAGAGCAUGGAGCGGCACUACCUGCGCGUGACGGCGCAGGACCACGGCUCGCCGCGCCUCUCGGCCACCACCAUGGUGGCCGUUACAGUGGCCGACCGCAACGACCACGAGCCGGUGUUUGAGCAGGCGCAAUACCGGGAAACGCUUCGCGAGAACGUGGAGGAGGGCUACCCCAUUCUUCAGUUGCGUGCCACAGACGGCGACGCGCCCCCCAACGCCAAUCUGCGUUACCGCUUCGUGGGGCCGCCAGCUGCGCGCGCCGCUGCCUCCGCCGCCUUCGAGAUUGAUCCGCGGUCUGGCCUCAUAAGCACCAGCGGUCGCGUGGACCGCGAGCACAUGGAAAGCUACGAGCUGGUGGUGGAGGCCAGCGACCAGGGCCAAGAGCCCGGGCCGCGCUCUGCAACUGUGCGUGUGCACAUCACCGUGCUGGAUGAGAACGACAACGCGCCCCAAUUCAGCGAGAAGCGCUACGUGGCGCAGGUGCGCGAGGAUGUGCGCCCCCACACGGUGGUACUACGCGUCACAGCCACCGACCGGGACAAGGAUGCCAAUGGACUGGUGCACUACAACAUUAUCAGCGGCAACAGUCGUGGCCAUUUCGCAAUUGACAGCCUCACGGGCGAGAUCCAGGUGGUGGCACCUCUGGACUUUGAGACAGAGCGAGAGUAUGCCUUGCGCAUCCGGGCGCAGGAUGCAGGCCGGCCACCACUGUCCAACAACACAGGCCUGGCCAGCAUCCAGGUAGUGGACAUCAAUGACCAUACUCCUAUCUUUGUCAGCACACCCUUCCAGGUCUCUGUACUGGAAAACGCACCCCUGGGCCAUUCAGUCAUCCACAUUCAGGCAGUGGAUGCAGACCAUGGGGAGAAUGCCAGAUUGGAGUACUCCCUAACUGGUGUGGCACCUGAUAUGCCCUUUGUGAUAAACAGUGCCACUGGCUGGGUCUCUGUGAGUGGUCCCCUGGACCGUGAGUCUGUGGAGCAUUAUUUCUUUGGUGUGGAGGCCCGAGACCAUGGCACCCCCCCACUCUCAGCCUCAGCCAGUGUCACAGUAACUGUGCUAGAUGUUAAUGACAAUCGGCCUGAGUUUACGAUGAAGGAGUACCACCUACGGCUGAAUGAGGAUGCAGCUGUGGGCACGACUGUGGUCAGUGUGACCGCUGUAGAUCGUGAUGCCAACAGUGCCAUCAGCUACCAGAUCACAGGCGGCAACACCCGGAAUCGCUUUGCCAUCAGCACCCAGGGGGGUGUAGGUUUGGUGACGCUGGCUCUGCCACUGGACUACAAGCAGGAACGCUACUUCAAGCUGGUGCUAACCGCUUCUGACCGUGCCCUUCACGAUCACUGCUACGUGCACAUCAACAUCACAGAUGCCAACACUCACCGGCCUGUCUUUCAAAGUGCCCACUACUCCGUGAGCGUGAAUGAGGAUCGGCCAGUGGGUAGCACUGUGGUGGUCAUCAGUGCCUCUGAUGAUGACGUGGGUGAGAAUGCUCGUAUCACCUAUCUCCUGGAGGACAACCUGCCCCAGUUCCGAAUUGAUGCAGACUCAGGGGCCAUUACACUACAGGCUCCACUGGACUACGAGGACCAGGUGACCUACACACUGGCUAUCACUGCUCGGGACAAUGGCAUCCCACAGAAGGCAGACACCACUUAUGUGGAGGUGAUGGUCAAUGAUGUGAAUGAUAACGCUCCACAGUUUGUGGCUUCACACUACACGGGGUUGGUGUCUGAGGAUGCCCCGCCUUUCACCAGUGUCCUGCAGAUCUCAGCCACUGACCGGGAUGCUCAUGCCAAUGGCCGGGUCCAAUACACUUUCCAGAAUGGGGAAGAUGGGGAUGGAGAUUUUACUAUUGAGCCCACCUCUGGUAUUGUCCGCACAGUGAGGCGGCUGGAUCGGGAGGCAGUGCCAGUAUAUGAACUUACUGCCUACGCAGUGGACCGAGGUGUGCCCCCGCUGCGGACUCCAGUCAGCAUUCAGGUGACGGUGCAGGAUGUAAAUGACAAUGCACCUGUCUUCCCAGCUGAGGAGUUUGAGGUGCGAGUGAAGGAGAACAGCAUUGUGGGCUCCGUGGUGGCUCAGAUCACUGCAGUAGACCCUGAUGAAGGCCCCAAUGCCCAUAUAAUGUACCAGAUUGUGGAGGGGAACAUCCCUGAGCUGUUCCAAAUGGACAUCUUCUCUGGAGAGUUGACUGCACUCAUUGACCUGGACUAUGAGGCUCGCCAGGAAUAUGUGAUUGUGGUACAGGCCACGUCGGCCCCUCUGGUCAGUCGGGCCACUGUGCACGUCUGCCUGGUCGACCAGAAUGACAACAGCCCUGUGCUCAACAACUUCCAGAUCCUCUUCAACAACUAUGUAUCCAACCGCUCAGACACCUUCCCCUCAGGAGUUAUUGGACGCAUCCCAGCUUAUGACCCUGACGUCUCUGACCACCUUUUCUACUCUUUUGAGCGGGGCAAUGAGCUGCAGCUGCUGGUGGUCAACCAGACCAGUGGGGAGCUUCGACUCAGCCGCAAGCUAGACAACAACCGCCCACUGGUGGCUUCCAUGUUGGUGACUGUCACAGAUGGGCUGCACAGCGUGACGGCGCAGUGUGUGCUGCGCGUGGUCAUCAUCACGGAGGAGUUGCUGGCCAACAGCCUGACCGUGCGCCUCGAGAACAUGUGGCAGGAGCGCUUCCUGUCACCACUGCUGGGCCACUUCCUGGAAGGCGUGGCCGCGGUGCUUGCUACACCCGCCGAGGACGUCUUCAUCUUCAACAUCCAGAACGACACGGACGUGGGGGGCACCGUGCUCAAUGUGAGCUUCUCGGCGCUGGCGCCACGCGGGGCCGGGGCGGGCGCUACGGGUCCCUGGUUCAGCUCCGAGGAGCUGCAAGAGCAGUUAUACGUGCGCCGCGCCGCCCUUGCGGCCCGCUCGCUCUUGGACGUGCUGCCCUUCGACGACAACGUGUGUCUGCGCGAGCCCUGUGAAAACUACAUGAAAUGCGUGUCCGUGCUGCGCUUCGACUCGUCCGCGCCCUUCCUGGCCUCGGCCUCCACGCUCUUCCGACCCAUCCAGCCCAUUGCAGGCCUGCGCUGCCGCUGCCCUCCCGGCUUCACUGGAGACUUCUGCGAAACGGAGCUGGACCUCUGCUAUUCCAACCCGUGCCGGAACGGCGGCGCCUGCGCGCGGCGCGAGGGCGGCUACACCUGCGUGUGCGGCCCGCGCUUCACAGGAGAAGACUGCGAGCUGGACACGGAGGCUGGACGCUGCGUCCCCGGCGUCUGCCGCAACGGGGGCACCUGUGCCGACGGGCCCGACGGCGGCUUCCGCUGCCAGUGCCCGGCGGGCGGCGCCUUCGAGGGCCCGCGCUGCGAGGUGGCGGCGCGCUCCUUCCCUCCCAGUUCGUUCGUCAUGUUCCGCGGCCUGAGGCAGCGCUUCCACCUCACGCUGUCCCUCUCGUUCGCAACGGUGCAGCCAAGUGGGCUGCUCUUCUACAACGGGCGCCUGAACGAGAAGCACGACUUCCUGGCCCUGGAGCUCGUGGCCGGGCAAGUGCGGCUUACAUAUUCCACGGGUGAAUCCAACACAGUGGUCAGCCCUACAGUUCCAGGGGGCCUGAGUGACGGACAGUGGCACACAGUGCAUCUGAGAUACUACAACAAGCCCCGGACAGAUGCCCUGGGGAGUGCUCAGGGCCCUUCCAAGGACAAGGUGGCUGUGCUGAGCGUGGAUGACUGCGACAUGGCCGUGGCUCUGCAGUUUGGUGCUGAGAUUGGCAAUUACUCAUGUGCGGCUGCUGGCGAGCAAACAAGCUCCAAGAAGUCCCUGGACCUGACGGGCCCUCUGCUCCUGGGGGGUGUCCCCAACCUCCCCGAGAACUUCCCCGUGUCACACAAGGAGUUUGUUGGCUGCAUGCGGGACCUGUACAUUGAUGGCCGCCGAGUGGACAUGGCAGCCUUUGUCGCGAACAACGGCACCAUGGCAGGCUGCCAGGCCAAGCUGCACUUUUGUGACUCGGGCCCCUGUAAGAACAGCGGCUUCUGCUCAGAACGCUGGGGCGGCUUCAGCUGCGACUGCCCCGUGGGCUUCGGUGGCAAAGACUGUAGGCUCACCAUGGCCCAUCCCCAUCAUUUCCGAGGCAAUGGCACCCUGAGCUGGGACUUUGGAAAUGACAUGGCCGUGUCUGUGCCAUGGUACCUGGGGCUGGCAUUUCGGACGCGGGCGACGCAGGGGGUCCUGAUGCAAGUGCAGGCUGGGCCACACAGCACGCUCCUCUGUCAGCUGGAUCGGGGGUUGCUGUCCGUGACGGUGACCAGGGGCUCGGGCCGUGCUGCCCACCUCCUCCUGGAUCAGGUGACUGUCAGUGAUGGCCGGUGGCAUGAUCUGCGGCUGGAAUUGCAGGAGGAGCCAGGGGGCCGGCGGGGCCACCAUGUCCUCAUGGUCUCAUUGGACUUUAGCCUCUUUCAGGACACCAUGGCAGUGGGGAGUGAACUGCAGGGCCUGAAGGUAAAGCGACUCCAUGUGGGAGGCCUGCCCCCCAGCAGUGAAGAGGAGGUUCCUCAGGGCCUGGUUGGCUGUAUCCAGGGGUUAUGGCUCGGCUCCACGCCUUCGGGAUCCCCAGCCCUGCUUCCGCCCAGCCACCGAGUGAACGUGGAACCUGGUUGUGUCGUGACCAAUGCCUGUGCAUCUGGCCCCUGCCCACCCCAUGCUGACUGCCGAGACCUCUGGCAGACCUUUUCUUGCACCUGCUGGCCAGGUUACUACGGCCCAGGGUGUGUGGAUGCCUGCCUCUUGAAUCCCUGUCAGAACCAGGGGUCAUGCCGCCACCUCCCGGGAGCCCCCCAUGGCUAUACCUGCGAUUGUGUGGGUGGCUAUUUUGGGCACCACUGUGAGCACAGGAUGGACCAGCAGUGUCCACGGGGCUGGUGGGGGAGCCCAAGCUGUGGCCCCUGCAACUGUGACGUUCACAAGGGCUUCGACCCCAACUGUAAUAAGACAAACGGGCAGUGUCACUGCAAGGAGUUCCACUACCGACCACGGGGCAGCGACUCAUGCCUCCCAUGUGACUGCUACCCUGUGGGCUCCACCUCACGUUCAUGUGCGCCCCACAGUGGGCAGUGCCCCUGUCGCCCAGGAGCCCUCGGCCGCCAAUGCAAUAGCUGUGACAGUCCUUUCGCAGAGGUGACAGCCAGUGGCUGCCGAGUGCUCUAUGACGCCUGCCCCAAGUCCCUGAGAUCUGGUGUGUGGUGGCCCCAGACCAAGUUUGGCAUGUUGGCCUCAGUGCCUUGUCCUCGGGGGGCCCUGGGAUUGCGGGGUGCAGGUGCUGCUGUACGGCUGUGUGGUGAGGACCAGGGUUGGCUGGAGCCUGACCUCUUCAACUGUACCUCCCCUGCCUUUCGAGAACUCAACCUGCUGCUGGAUGGCCUAGAGCUGAAUAAGACAGUCCUGGAUACGGUGGAGGCCAAGAAGCUGGCUCAGAGGCUGCGGGAGGUGACCGGCCACACUGACCACUACUUUAGCCAGGAUGUCCGGGUCACUGCCCGACUGCUGGCCCACCUGCUGGCAUUCGAGAGCCACCAGCAGGGCUUCGGGCUGACAGCCACACAGGACGCCCACUUCAAUGAGAACCUGCUGUGGGCUGGCUCCGCACUGCUUGCUCCCGAGACUGGAGACCUGUGGGCAGCCCUGGGGCAGCGGGCCCCUGGGGGCUCCCCAGGCAGUGCCGGGCUGGUGCAGCAUCUGGAAGAGUAUGCAGCCACCCUCGCCAGGAAUAUGGAGCUCACAUACCUGAAUCCCGUGGGGCUGGUGACGCCCAACAUCAUGCUCAGCAUUGACCGCAUGGAGCACCCCAGUCCCACCCGGGGGACCCGUCGCUACCCUCGUUACCAUAGCAACCUUUUCCGGGGCCAGGAUGCCUGGGAUCCUCACACACACGUGCUGCUGCCUUCCCAGUCCCCACGGCCAUCCCCACCUGAAGCUCUGUCCACAAGCAGCAGCAGCAUGGAAAACUCUACCACCUCAAGUGUGGCCCCUCCUCCAGCCCCCCCAGAGCCCGAGCCAGAGCCUGGGAUCUCCAUUGUCAUCCUCCUCGUUUACCGCACCUUGGGGGGGCUGCUCCCUGCCCAGUUCCAGGCCGAGCGCCGGGGUGCCAGGCUCCCCCAGAACCCUGUUAUGAACUCCCCGGUGGUCAGUGUGGCUGUGUUCCACCGGCGCAACUUCCUAAGGGGUGUCCUGGAGUCCCCGAUCAGCCUGGAGUUCCGCCUGCUACAGACAGCGAAUCGGAGCAAGGCGAUCUGCGUGCAGUGGGACCCACCUGGCCCGGUGGGGCUGGGCCUGGUCCGCUUCGGCUUUGUGGUCACCUACCUGUCGGAGCCCCUGGUCCGCGGCUAUACGACGGCCGCGUCUGUGCAGGUCUUCGUCUCGCAGCUCAAGUAUGUGUUUGGCCUCCAACUGAGCAGCCGCUCGGGGCCGCUGUCCCUCAUCUAUACAGUGGUGGACGUCUGCUCGAAGCUGCCCCAGAGUGUGGUGGGCACGGUGGUCACUGCGUUGGUGGCAGGGGUGGUGCUGGUGCUGGUGAAACUGCUCAGUGACAAGCUGCACCGAUAUCUGCCCAUGCCGAUCCCUGGGGAGCUGCUAACGCUCAUCGGGGCCACAGGCAUCUCCUACGGUGUGGGCCUAAAGGCCAGAUUUGGGGUGGAUGUCGUGGGUGACAUCCCUGCAGGGCUGUUGCCCCCAGCGGCCCCCAGCCCCCAGCUGUUCGCCAGCCUGGUGGGAUAUGCCUUCACCAUCGCUGUGGUUGGUUUUGCCAUUGCCAUCUCCCUGGGGAAGAUCUUCGCCCUGAGGCACGGCUACCGGGUGGACAGCAACCAGGAGCUGGUGGCUCUUGGCCUCAGUAACCUCAUUGGGGGCAUCUUCCAGUGCUUCCCCGUGAGCUGCUCCAUGUCCCGCAGUCUGGUACAGGAGAGUGCCGGGGGCAACACACAGGUGGCUGGAGCUGUCUCCUCCCUCUUCAUCCUCAUUAUCAUCGUCAAACUUGGGGAGCUCUUCAGAGACCUGCCCAAGGCAGUCCUGGCAGCUGCCAUUAUCGUGAAUUUGAAGGGCAUGUUGAAGCAGUUCAGCGACAUACGUUCCCUCUGGAAGUCUAAUCGAAUGGAUCUGCUCAUCUGGCUGGUGACCUUUGUGGCCACCAUCCUGCUGAACCUGGACAUCGGCCUGGCAAUCUCAGUCGUCUUCUCCCUGCUGCUCGUGGUGGUCCGCACACAGCUGCCCCGCUACUCUGUCUUGGGGCAGGUGCCGGACACGGACAUUUACCAAGAUGUGGCUGAGUACUCAGAGGCCAGGGAGGUCCCAGGCGUGAAGGUCUUCCGCUCCUCAGCCACCAUGUACUUUGCUAAUGCUGAGCUCUACAGCGACGCGCUGAAGCAGAGGUGCGGUGUGGACGUUGACCACCUCAUCUCCCAGAAGAAGAAGCGGCUCAGGAAGCAGGAGCAAAAGCUGAAGCGACUGCAGAAGAGUCUCCAGAAAGAGGCAGGGGCCCCUUCAAGCCAGACUGCCGCCUCCGAGGGCACAUCUGUUUCCAUCCAAGUCAACACCAGCAUCAGAGACAUGGAGAGCAACAACGUGGAGGACUCCAAGGCUAAGGCGAGCACAGGGAAUGAGCUAGAGGAUGCAGCAGCCAGUGGUCAGGAAGAUGCUAAGGCCCCAAAUGGGUCCACACUGAAGGCCCUGGGCCUGCCUCAGCCACACUUCCACAGCCUUGUCCUGGACCUGGGUGCCCUCUCCUUCGUGGACACUGUGUGCAUCAAGAACCUGAAGAACAUUUUCAGCGACUUCCGAGAGAUCGAGGUGGAAGUGUAUAUGGCCGCCUGCCACACUCCUGUGAUCGCCCAGCUUGAGGCUGGGCACUUCUUCGAUGCUUCGAUCACUAAGCAGCAUCUCUUUGCCUCUGUCCACGAUGCUGUCCUCUUUGCCCUCCAACACCCGAGGCCCAGCCCUGCCAGCUCUGUUUUGAUGACCAAACUCUGACCAUGCCGCCGCCCUGCCUGAGACUGCUCACCUCUGCAGGUUGUGACCAGGCACUUGUGAGAAUCUCCCUGCCCCUGGGCUGCCUCCAGAUGUCACCCAGGAGUCCCCUCCGGAUACACACACACACACACACACACACACAUAACUCAGGGAUGGAGGUCCUGGGUCUCCCAAGUUCAGUGCUAUAGGCCUGGGCCUGGGAUGGGACACUGGAGUCAGACCGGCUGGGUUGGGGGAAGACGCAUGUUUUUAGCCCCAAAAAUAAAGACCUGUUUGCCUACCA